Molecule: messenger RNA, 552 nt
Organism: Acanthosepion pharaonis
Lineage: Eukaryota; Metazoa; Mollusca; Cephalopoda; Sepiida; Sepiidae
Source: the annotation of a GenBank genome assembly
AUGUUUUCAAAUAAAAUCGUGUUCUUUUUCACAAAAAUUCACUUUCUGAUAGAAAAACUAUCUAUCUAUCUAUCUAUCUAUCUAUCUAUCUAUCUAUCUAUCUAUCUAUCUGAUUCGGACGUUGAUCUCCUCUCGUCUAUCUCGUCUGUCUGUCUAUCUAUCUAUCUAUCUAUCUAUCUAUCUAUCUAUCUAUCUAUGCAUUUUUUAUUCAGAUCUUUUUUAAUAUUUCUAUUUAUGCACUUUUAUUUAAGUCUAUCUAUCUAUCUAUCUAUCUAUCUAUCUAUCUAUCUCCAACACGCGCAUAUAUAUAUAUAUAUAUUUGUGUGCGCAUUGUUGCCUGCUCUAUUUUCUAUUUCUUUCUUUCUUUCAUUUUUCCUUCUUCUUUCUUUCUUUUUUUCUUUCUUUCAUUUUUCUUUCUUUAUUUCAUUCAUUCUUUCUUUCUUUCUUUCUUGCUUUCUUUCUUUCUUAUUUCUUUCUUUCUUGCUUUCAUUUUUCUUUCUUUCUUUCUUUCUUUCUUUCUUUCUUUCUUUCUUUCUUUCUUUCUUUCCCUAA